GUCGAACGUGUCUCAUCGUUGUGACAGAACAGGGACCAUCGUCAGUGUAAGUAAUGCGAAUACGAGGUUUCACCUGCAGCCAAAGUCCAGAUCGCGUCCCGGAACCAUUCCAUGAGCAAAACAAACCCCAGAGUGGUGUGCUGCCUGUCGACUAGUUCUUUUCAGGUUUUUUUUUGAUCCUCAAUCAAUUCCCCCUCCUUGCCCAUCAUCUGCGGGUUUCCUCCACGUAGGGGACAGAACUUUCAGGACGAUGGACUUCCUUCCCAGUCUCAUCGAUCGGGCGCUGGCUACUGCCCACAUGGACGCUGUGGAUGUCCUUCGAGCCUUCUUCCUCUUUGCAUCGUGUACGAUCCUGUCGGUCAGCCUGUUGGACUCCCUUCGUUCGCGCUUCGUCCCUUAUGGCGCUCGUGCAACCGUGACGGUCGAGUCGGAUUCUACCCCGUCUAAGCCUUCGAGCAGCUCCCCGAUAACUCACAUUCUCGACCAUCUUGCCUCCUUGAAAGUUCCACACAGCUAUUUCACACAGUUCUACGUCGUCUCCCUGCUAUCCUCAAUCUUCUGGGCCCUUCAGCUUGUGUGCCAUGGACAAGCGUUCCAAGCCAUCGCGACGAGGGUUCACUCAGAGCACCUACAGAGGACGAUGUCGAUAAACCAGGUUAUGUUGUGUUGGGUACUGAUGCUGGCGCAAGGUGUAAGACGGUUACAUGAGUCCUUCGCCUUUUCCAAGCCUUCUUCUUCCCAGAUGUGGUUUGCCCACUGGCUAGCAGGCAUUGCCUUCUAUCUGGCAGUCUCAAUCGCCCUCUGGAUUGAGGGGACAGAAACGCUACUGUCCCAUAGAUGGAGCCGCGACGAUGUAACAGUGAACAACGCCCCAAGCCUUCGUACAUUUCUCUGCUUGCCAAUCUUUCUGUUUGCAUCUGGCCUGCAACAUGACGCCCAUCACUAUCUUUUCUCUCUCAAGAAGUACACUCUUCCCUCUCACCCUAUGUUCCGCAGCAUCGUAUGUCCACACUACACAGCUGAAUGUGCGAUCUACCUAUCAUUGGCUCUGCUUGCCGCUCCCCGGGGAGAGAUGAUCAACAAAACUGUUUUGUCGGCUGUCGUCUUUGUCACGGUCAAUUUAGGCGUCACUGCAUCUGAGACCAAACGCUGGUACAUGCAGAAAUUCGGCGAUAACUCGGUGCGGGAAAGGUGGAAUAUGAUACCAUGGGUAUACUAAUGCUGUAGUAUUGAGACAUUUGUGGGGCAGC
Aspergillus pseudonomiae is the source of this 1250-nucleotide messenger RNA. Its product is annotated as putative 3-oxo-5-alpha-steroid 4-dehydrogenase. Gene Ontology annotation, molecular function: 3-oxo-5-alpha-steroid 4-dehydrogenase activity. Gene Ontology annotation, biological process: polyprenol catabolic process; dolichol-linked oligosaccharide biosynthetic process. The record is from RefSeq and is a predicted model, not a curated record. Bases 251 to 1219 code for a protein of 322 amino acids. Lineage: Eukaryota; Fungi; Ascomycota; Eurotiomycetes; Eurotiales; Aspergillaceae. Gene Ontology annotation, cellular component: endoplasmic reticulum. The transcript has 3 exons.